Malurus melanocephalus (red-backed fairy wren) is the source of this 3379-nucleotide messenger RNA. Its product is annotated as kinesin-like protein KIF21B. The record is from RefSeq and is a predicted model, not a curated record. The transcript has 23 exons. The annotation marks the transcript as partial. Gene Ontology annotation, molecular function: microtubule binding; microtubule motor activity; ATP binding. Gene Ontology annotation, biological process: microtubule-based movement; mitotic spindle organization. NCBI's taxonomy places the organism in Eukaryota, Metazoa, Chordata, Aves, Passeriformes, Maluridae.
GAUCCGUCCCCAGCUGCCUAAAGAGAAGAUCGAGGGAUGUCACAUCUGCACCUCGGUGACACCGGGCGAGCCCCAGGUGCUGCUGGGGAAGGACAARGCCUUCACCUACGACUUUGUCUUUGACCUGGACACAUGGCAGGAGCGCAUCUACACCACGUGCAUGGGGAAGCUCAUCGAGGGCUGCUUCGAGGGCUACAACGCCACGGUGCUGGCCUACGGGCAGACCGGCGCAGGGAAGACCUACACCAUGGGCACAGGCUUCGACAUGAACAUCUCGGAGGAGGAGCAGGGCAUCAUCCCGCGCGCCAUCAGCCACCUCUUCAGCGGCAUCGAGGAGCGCAGGCGGGCGGCCCAGAGCCAGGGCCUGGCCGCGCCCGAGUUCAAAGUCAGCGCCCAGUUCCUGGAGCUCUACAACGAGGAGAUCCUGGACCUGUUYGACAGCACCCGCGACCCCGAGGCACGGCACCGCAAAUCCAACAUCAAAAUCCACGAGGAUGCCAGCGGGAGCAUCUACACCACGGGGGUCACGUCACGCCUCAUCAGCUCACAGGAUGAGCUGAUCCAGUGCCUCAAGCAAGGAGCUCUGUCCCGCACCACCGCCAGCACGCAGAUGAAUGUGCAGAGCUCCCGCUCCCAYGCCAUCUUCACCAUUUACCUGUGCCAGACCAGAGUGUGUGCCCGCCCGGAGCUGGUGACUGGRGAGGUGACCAGCAUUCUGGAUGGAUCCCAGCCCACCACGGAGUAUGAGACCUUGACAGCCAAGUUUCACUUUGUGGACCUGGCUGGCUCGGAGAGGCUGAAGAGGACGGGAGCGACGGGCGAGAGAGCCAAGGAAGGGAUCUCCAUCAACUGUGGGCUGCUGGCCUUGGGGAAUGUCAUCAGUGCCCUUGGGGAYCAGAGCAAGAAGGUGGUGCACGUGCCCUACCGCGACUCCAAACUCACCCGCCUGCUGCAGGACUCCCUCGGGGGCAACAGCCAAACCAUCAUGAUCGCCUGYGUGAGCCCCUCGGACCGGGAUUUCAUGGAGACCCUGAACACGCUCAAGUACGCCAACCGGGCUCGCAACAUCAAGAACAAAGUGGUGGUGAACCAGGACAAGACGAGCCAGCAGAUCAGCGCCCUGCGCGCYGAGAUCGCCCGGCUGCAGAUGGAGCUGAUGGAGUACAAGGCAGGCAAGCGGGUGAUCGGGGAGGAUGGCGCCGAGGGCUACAGUGACCUGUUCCGUGAGAACGCCAUGCUGCAGAAGGAGAACAGCGCCCUGCGCAUGCGCRUCAAGGCCAUGCAGGAGGCCAUCGACGCCAUCAACAGCAGGGUCACCUACCUCAUGAGCCAGGAGGCCAACCUGAUGCUGGCCAAAGCAGGGGACGGCAACGAAGCCAUCGGAACCCUCAUCCAGAACUACAUCCGGGAGAUCGAGGAGCUGAGGACCAAGCUCCUGGAGAGCGAGUCCAUGAACGAGUCCCUGCGCCGCAGCCUCUCACGCGCCUCUGCCCGGGCCCCCUACGCCAUGGGCUCCUCUCCGGCCGCUGGCCUGGCCGGGCUCUGCAGCCCCGCGGCCCCACUGGACACCGAGGCCUCYGACGUGCUCCGCCGGGCCAAGCAGGACCUGGAACGCCUCAAGAAGAAGGAGCGGAGGCAGCAGAGGAAGAGCCCAGAGAAGGAGGCGUUUAAGAAAAGGCAGAAACUGCAGCAGGACAAUGGGGAGGAGACGGAUGAGAACGAGGUGGAAGAGGAGGAGGAAGAACAGGAUGAGAGUGGCUGUGAGGAGGAGGAUGGGCGUGAGGAUGAAGAUGAGGACUCGGGCAGCGAAGAGAGCCUGGUGGACUCAGACUCGGACGCAGAGGAGAAGGCCGUGAAUUUCCAGGCCGACUUGGCGGAUCUGACCUGCGAGAUUGAGAUCAAGCAGAAGCUGAUUGAUGAGCUGGAGAACAGCCAGCGGCGUUUGCAGACCCUCAAGCACCAGUACGAGGAGAAGCUGAUCCUGCUGCAGAACAAGAUUCGGGACACGCAGCUGGAGCGGGACCGGGUCCUGCAAAACCUCAGCACCAUGGAGUGCUACACCGAGGAGAAGGCCAACAAGAUCAAAGCAGACUACGAGAAGAGGCUGAAGGAGAUGAACAGGGACCUGCAGAAGCUGCAGGCAGCCCAGAAGGAACACGCUCGCCUGCUCAAGAACCAGUCCCGUUACGAGCGGGAGCUGCGCAAGCUGCAGGCAGAAGUGGCCGAGAUGAAAAAGGCAAAGGUGGCACUGAUGAAGCAGAUGCGGGAGGAGCAGCAGCGGCGGCGGCUGGCGGAGACCAAACGGAACCGGGAGAUCGCGCAGCUCAAGAAGGAGCAGCGCCGGCAGGAGUUCCAGAUCAGGGCUCUGGAGUCUCAGAAACGGCAGCAGGAAAUAGUGCUGCGGAGGAAAACCCAGGAGGUGUCAGCGCUGCGCCGUCUGGCCAAGCCCAUGUCAGACCGGGUGGCCGGCAGGAUGAGCCAGAAGCCGGCCAUGCUGGACUCGGGUGCCGAGGUCUCAGCCAGCACCACCUCCUCCGAGCCCGAAUCUGGUGCUCGCUCCGUCUCCAGCAUCGUGCGCCAGUGGAACAGGAAAAUCAACAACUUCCUGGGAGACCCCUCGUCCUCCAUUAACGGGGCUCGGCCUGCCAGGAAGAAGUUCCCCAAGAAGGGGUCAAGCCAGACCUUCAGCAAAGCUGCCCGGCUCAAGUGGCAGUCGCUGGAGCGGCGCAUCUUCGACAUUGUCAUGCAGAGGAUGACCAUCGUCAAUCUCGAGGCGGACAUGGAGAGGCUCAUCAAGAAACGCGAGGAGCUGUCACUGCUGCAGGAAGCGCUGCUGGGCAAGCGAGCGAAGCUGCAGGCGGAGAGCCCCAUGGAGCAGAAGGGGCUGCAGGAGCUGAAUGAGGAGAUCGAGGUGCUUGGGGCCAACAUUGACUACAUCAAUGACAGCAUUUCCGACUGCCAGGCCACCAUCAUGCAGAUCGAGGAGACCAAGGAGGAGCUGGACUCCACGGACACCUCGGUGGUCAUCAGCUCCUGCUCCCUGGCCGAAGCCCGGCUGCUGCUGGACAACUUCCUGAAGGCCUCCAUUGACAAGGGGCUGCAGGUGGCCCAGAAGGAGGCGCAGAUCCGGCUGCUGGAGGGGCGGCUGCGGCAGACGGACGUGGCCAGCUCCUCGCAGAACCACGCUCUGCUGGACGCCCUGCGGGAGAAGGCAGAGUCCCACCCUGAGCUGCAGGCACUGAUCCACAACGUGCAGCAAGAGAACGGCUACACCAGCACAGACGAGGAAGUUUCAGAGUUCAGCCUGGCCUCAGAUGGAAGCAUCUCCCAGUCUUUCACCAUGAAGGGCUCAGCAAGCCAGGAUGACUUCAAGUUCAAG